AUGCUAUCCGCCGCCCGUACCGAACUUCGCAAGACCAGCCUGCGCCUAGGCACUAUGGCGAGAUUUUACUCCCCAGAGGGCUCUACAGGUGCUCCCAGAGGCCAGAGUGCGGAUGAUGCCUUCUCUAAGCGCGAGAAAGCGAACGAGGACUUCUACAUCAAAAAGCACGAACGCGAGCAACUAGCGCAGCUUCGUGAGCAGCUGCAGAAGCAGCAACAGAAGAUUGACAACCUCGAGGAGCAAUUGCGCAAGUAA
Molecule: messenger RNA, 255 nt
Organism: Eremothecium gossypii ATCC 10895
Lineage: Eukaryota; Fungi; Ascomycota; Saccharomycetes; Saccharomycetales; Saccharomycetaceae
Gene: INH1
Product: ATPase inhibitor
Exons: 1
Coding region: 1-255 (84 amino acids)
Biological process (GO): negative regulation of ATP-dependent activity
Cellular component (GO): mitochondrion
Molecular function (GO): ATPase inhibitor activity
Source: RefSeq, marked provisional